Messenger RNA from Suillus paluster, 1350 nucleotides. RefSeq lists its product as uncharacterized. The record is from RefSeq and is a predicted model, not a curated record. The transcript has 2 exons. Bases 1 to 1350 code for a protein of 449 amino acids. Lineage: Eukaryota; Fungi; Basidiomycota; Agaricomycetes; Boletales; Suillaceae.
AUGAAUUCUUUCAUCCAGGAUAGUGCUAUUGAUCUUUCUCUUGAAUCGCAACAGCAUUAUGCACAUCUGCUUGUAUUCCCUCCAUGCUAUGAUUCAUUUAUUCCGGCUCCGCACCUCCCCAUCUCGGCUCUUCUUGACUUCACCAAUCUACCACUGUUUGAUCACUCGCUCACGGUGGCCGACUUACAUCAUUUUUUCAUUUCUGAGCAGUGUGUUACAAAUGAUGUGCCCACUGACUUCCUGGAUCGCUCCCUUCCGCCGCUUAGUUUGUCUACUCAGCUCCUAGAUAUCUUCGGUCAGGCCUAUCAUGAUGGCAUGAAAUCUGUCAAGGAUCCAUGGUUUCCAGGUAAUCUUCCAUGUUGGGUAGUUCAGUACUGGCAUGAUUUAGGGUGCGCUAUUGCAGCGAAGGAGUGCUGGAGUCUGGCUCGUGAUUGGCUAGCAGGCCAGCGAGAAAAUGCAGACACUGAUCUUGCAGCUGCCGUUGACGAGGUUUUUAGUAGCCUUCAGGUACUUGGGUGGGGUACUACUCUCCGCGGCCCAGCUACAUCACUCCAGGUGCUCGAUCUUGCAGAGUUCCUAUCAUCCACACCAAUGAAGGGCUGCUUUGUUGAUGCAAUGGCUCCAUCGCUUGGUGAUUCCUUGGUGAAUGAAGAGCUCACACAUGUCCUAUUCCCUCUGAAUGUCAGUGGCAUGCAUUGGACUGUUUUGCUGAUUGAUGGGAAGAAACGAGAGGUCCAUUACGGUGAUUUAUUGGAUUGGCCAUGGCCGAAGGAAGACAUUGAUCUCAUCCAACGAUGGUUGAGGGAGCAUGGCUUCCAACCAUUGUCCAAAGGCACCGUAUUACUCCACGGCAGGCAGGUCGACUCAUACUCAUGCACAGUUGCAAUGAUCAACAUGAUUCGUCAUUUUCUCUUCGACGUCCCAUUAUUUACGGAUAAAACGAAAUAUUUCUUGUGCAUCAAUGAGCUCAUCUAUCUUCUUCGGGGUCAUUUUUCUGCUUCCGACAACUACUGCCACCAUCCAUCUGAUUCUCCGUUCCAACCAACAUCCUUCUCAGAGUCUUCUUUCUCUUGCGAAUCUUCUGCCUCCCCCAUGUCCACCAAUAUACCACCAUCCGAGUUGCAUGUCUCCCUAGAUCUAUGGGUCUCGCCAUCUCAGCCCAGGACUGGGUUGCUGAGGCACUUUAGCAUCAUCUCACAGCAAGAAUAUCUUGAUGCUGUCCAUCAGGAGGACCUUGUGCGCGGUGAUGAACGGGAGGAAGAGGAAUUCAGUGCAACACUGAAAGCAGCAGAACAGAAACUCCUGAAGCGCACUCAUGACCGAGAUCGCCAGCGUGCCCAUCGUGCAUGA